Molecule: messenger RNA, 1779 nt
Organism: Puma concolor (puma)
Lineage: Eukaryota; Metazoa; Chordata; Mammalia; Carnivora; Felidae
Gene: TAF1B
Product: TATA-box binding protein associated factor, RNA polymerase I subunit B
Biological process (GO): nucleolar large rRNA transcription by RNA polymerase I; RNA polymerase I preinitiation complex assembly
Cellular component (GO): RNA polymerase I core factor complex; RNA polymerase transcription factor SL1 complex
Molecular function (GO): RNA polymerase I core promoter sequence-specific DNA binding
Source: RefSeq, a predicted model, not a curated record
CGCGGCGCCGCGAUGGACCUGGAGGAGGCGAAAGAAUUCAAAGAAAGAUGCACUCAGUGUGCUGCUGUCUCUUGGGGUCUUACUGAUGAAGGCAAAUAUUACUGCACUUCUUGCCACAACGUUACAGAAAGAUCAAAGGAAGUCAUAAACACUGGGGCUAUUCCUAAUACGAAAAUACAAGCCAUCAACCGGGGACUUAAAAGAAAAAGAAAACUUGAGAGAGGCUGGGAUUGGUAUGUGUGUGAAGGUUUUCAACACAUACUUUAUCAACAAGCGGAAGCCUUAAAGACCCUUGGAGUGGGCCCAGAACUAAAGAAUGAAGUUUUACAUAAUUUUUGGAAGCGCUACCUUCAGAAGAGCAAGCAGGCCUAUUGUAAAAACCCAGUUUGUAGAAGAAAAGUUACGGUAUUAGAAGAUAACCAAAGUCAUUCAGACUGGGAUAGCGAGCCUGAGCUGCUGAGUGACUUCAGCUGCCCUUCUUUUGUUGAAAGUGGAACAGAGCCUCAGCCUGAUGGUCUUGCUCAGAAGCCUUUCCCCAUCAGCAAAGCAUCACAAUCAGAAACAGCAUCCAUCUGUUCUGGAUCUCUCGACGGAGUGGAAUAUUCGCUACGAAAGGAGAAGGGGAUCGUGAAGAUGACGGUGCCGAGGACACUUGCCUUCUGCUACCUGUCACUGCUGUGGCAGAGAGAGACAGUUACUCUCUCAGAGCUUUUGAGAUUUGUUGAAGAGGGACACAUUCCUUACAUAAAUGCUUUUCAGCAUUUUCCAGAAGAGAUGAAAUUAUAUGGGCGUGACAAAGGAAUCUUUGCUAUAGAGUCUUGGCCUACCUAUGAGGAUAUCUAUAAAAAGAUGAUUGAAAUUGCCAAAUUCUUAGAUCUGCCACGUUUUCCAGACAUAACUGAAGACUGCUAUCUUCAUCCAAACAUCUUGUGUAUGAAAUACUUGAUGGAAGUCAAUCUCCCUGAUGAAAUGAAUGAUUUAACCUGCCAAGUGGUAAAAAUGACUGGAGUAGGAGAAGUGGAUUUUCUGACAUUUGACCCCAUAGCUAACAUGGCAAAAACUGUUAAAUAUGAUGUACAAGCUGUCGCCGUUAUUGUAGUCGUAUUGAAACUGCUCUUUUUAUUGGAUGACAAUUUAGAAUGGUCUUUGUCUAAUACUGCUGAGAAAUAUAAUGAAAACAACAAAGAAGAUAAGCCAUGGUUUGAUUUCAGAAAAUGGUACCAAGUUAUGAAGAAAUCUAUUGAUGAGAAAAAACAAGAAUGGGAGGAAGCCAGGGCAAAGUAUCUGUGGAAAAGCGAAAAGCCACUCUACCACUCAUCCAUUGACAGAGCAGUGGCAUUUAAAAGACGAGAAAUGGUGGUGGAUCUACAAAAACAAUUUAGCACAUUGGUUGAUUCAACACCAACUGUUGGAAGAAAAAAGCCUUCGAGUUUUCAGUUCAACUGGGCAGAAGGAGACGCGGCCAGAACCUGUUUCCACGGACACAGCCUCCAGGGGAUCCUGAAGAACAAAGGCCAGUCGCUGACAACCAAGAACUCACUCUACUGGCUAAGUACACAGAAAUUCUGUAGAAGCUAUUGUAAACAUGUGACGACCUAUGAAGAAUCAAAUUUUUCUCUGAGUUAUCAGUUUAUAAUAAACCUCUUCGCCUUCCUGCUAAGAAUAAAGACCUCUUUUCUCCAUGAAGAAGUGAGCUUAAUUGAAAAGAGACUUUUCAAAACAAAAUACAGUAAAACGAAAAAGAAAUCUUCAAGAUCCAGGAAAGGGAGAAAAUACUGA